This is a messenger RNA of Phacochoerus africanus (Common warthog), 937 nucleotides long. It is a transcript of the gene TMEM202, whose product is annotated as transmembrane protein 202. The transcript has 5 exons. Gene Ontology annotation, cellular component: plasma membrane. The record is from RefSeq and is a predicted model, not a curated record. The coding region runs from base 1 to 816 and encodes 271 amino acids. Lineage: Eukaryota; Metazoa; Chordata; Mammalia; Artiodactyla; Suidae.
AUGGAGCGGGAAGAACAAGUAACCUUUACCUUCUACAAUCCCAAGGUUCCCAAGGUCAAGGGGAACAGAAACUACCGAAGGCCUACCCUCCCCACCAACAAACAUCCAAGUGCCUCGAUGCCACCCGAGAGGCGACAACAGCAUGUGGAUCAGACACACGCCUACAUCCGAAUGUUCUGUAGCGGUCUCUGUGGUUUUAGCCUCCUAAUGCUGAUCUUCGUGUCCCCACUGAACUGGGUGCAGCUCCUGGUGAUCAAGAAUGGCCUUGAACUCUAUGCAGGACUCUGGAUCUCAUGCGACCAUGAGCUGUGCUGGAGCCACACCCCCAAGCCACCCUAUUACCUCCAAUAUUCCAGGGCCUUCUUCCUCAUCUCUGUCUUUACCAUACUUGUUGUCCUUGUCUGGCUCCUGCGCUCUUGCCUCCCUAAAAGAGAAAGCAUGGCUGCUAACUUGGAUCUGAAGGUAUCCAUGCUCACCUUCAUCUCAGCUUUCUGCUUGCUCCUCUGCCUCAUCCUAUUUCUGGCACAGGUUCGUGAGCAUACUAGGGGUGCCAUGGAGUCAAAUUUACUAUGGACCUAUUAUCUUACCUGGGGGAGUGACUUAUUAUACACGUUUGCAGGGAUCCUCUUCUUCCUCAACUACAUAACUUCCAGAGCUCCUCCCCUUGAUCAAAAUGUCUCUGCAGUUCCCAUAGAAAAGUCAAGGCUGGGAAUUGGUCCAGUGACUACAGUAUCGCCUGCUGAAGAUGAGGAGUUAAGGUCUCCGAUAGAAUCUACAAGUGAAAGAGAGACAAAACUACCAAGUGCAGAACUGUGAUGGCGAUAGGACAACCCAGCUACUCCUUGUCUUUAAAACAGGGGAGAAGCCAACUGAGUAGGGAGUAGUUGUGCAGAUUGGAGGAAACUCUCCAAACAUCAUGUCCAUGUUACUGAAGGAG